AUGGAGAAUAGUCGUCUUGGUGGUGUCCUACCAUAUUCCAUGGGCAAUUUUUCAGAUUCUUUGCAAACGAUUUAUGCCCCCCAAAACCAGAUAAAUGGGCCAAUUCCAGAAUCAAUCGGUGCAUUAAGAAACUUGAAUUUAUUGGAUUUAAGAGAUAACAACCUCGACGGAACUAUUCCACCAACUAUUGGCGAUUUGCAAAACUUACAAAGGUUGCAUCUCUAUAGCAACCAGAUUGGAGGUUCCAUCCCUGAAGAAAUUUGUAAUCUAAGAAAUCUAGGAGAAAUGGGACUCCAAGAUAACAAGCUUACUGGACCUAUUCCACAUUGCAUUGGAUCGCUGAAUCAUCUUCAAGAGCUAAAUCUCAGCAAUAACUCCUUGACCGCAUCAAUUCCUGCAAGUUUGUGGACCCUUGAAAAUAUCAUCUUCAUGGAUUUAGCAAACAACUCUUUAGGUGGGAACCUAUCUUCGGAAAUGAAAAUGUCGAGGGUUAUGGAAAAGUUGGAUAUUUCUCGGAAUCAUAUCACUGGUAAAAUCCCAACUAUUUUCGGAGCCUUUGAAAGCUUAAGUUCGCUUGAUCUGUCAAACAACUCAUUGCAUGAGACUAUUCCAGAGUCACUUGGUGACUUACAAUCAUUAGAGUUCUUAGAUCUCUCCUACAAUAAUCUAUCUGGUCUUGUUCCCAAGUCACUCGAGUCACUCAAUCAUCUCAAACAUUUCAAUCCAUCUUAUAAUGAUUUAUCAUGA
Messenger RNA from Tripterygium wilfordii, 747 nucleotides. Its product is annotated as LRR receptor-like serine/threonine-protein kinase SIK1. The transcript has a single exon. The record is from RefSeq and is a predicted model, not a curated record. The coding region runs from base 1 to 747 and encodes 248 amino acids. Gene Ontology annotation, molecular function: protein binding. NCBI's taxonomy places the organism in Eukaryota, Viridiplantae, Streptophyta, Magnoliopsida, Celastrales, Celastraceae.